AUGAUCGCCUCGUCCUGGCUCAAACAGUCCAUCAUCACCGUCCUCUGCGUCCUCGGUAUCCCCUCGUACCUCUCGGCGCCGAAGCCCAUCUCGGUCCACCUCAACGGGCAGUCGAGCGUCACCGUGCCCGCCAACCGGGCCGUCGUGUCCCUGCACAUCUACGCCGAAGGGCCCAAGCAGGACAAGGUCGCCAAUGAAGUGCGCACGACUGCCGACGACGUCCUGGCUGUGCUCAGGCCGCUCGCUCAGCUCCCCACCGUCAACGCGUCGGCCAACAAUGGCGACUUCGAGUAUGAGCCCGCCGUGGCCGACCUCUCCGUGACGACCUUCCGCAGCUACUCGUGGCAGAAGCCCGGGUCGCUGCUCUCGCGCGAGACGCCGCAGUACCAAGCGAGCAUGGAGAUCGAGGCCGAGUUCCGCGACUUCGACCCGCUGGGCGCGCUGCUCGCGCAAAUCUCCAAAACGCCCGCCGCGUCGGUACAGUCGCUGAAGUGGACGCUCGACGACGCCACCAAGAAGCGACUCUUCUUCCAGUGCCGCUCCGCGGCCAUGGUCGACGCGCUCGACAAGGUCCGCGCCUACGUCCGCCCGCUAGGCAUGGACAAAGUCCGCGCCAUCAAAAUCUCCGAGAGCCACCGCCUUAGCCGGCACGUCGUGUACGGGGACGUCGACGGCCUGCGUUUCCAGCGCCACGGCGCCAUGCAUGACGAACUCGUGGACCACGCCGAGAUGCGUGCCGCGGCCGGGCCCGGGGACGAAGGGGACGCGGCGACCGAGACGUUCGGGCUCGAGCCGGGCACGCUGGAAAUCGCCGCGCAGGUCGAAGGUGAGUUCUGCGCGUGGAAGACGGGCUUGGAGGCCUGGUUCAGGAGGGGCGGCGUCUGA
Molecule: messenger RNA, 885 nt
Organism: Fonsecaea nubica
Lineage: Eukaryota; Fungi; Ascomycota; Eurotiomycetes; Chaetothyriales; Herpotrichiellaceae
Exons: 1
Coding region: 1-885 (294 amino acids)
Biological process (GO): DNA damage response
Cellular component (GO): external side of plasma membrane
Source: RefSeq, a predicted model, not a curated record